Messenger RNA from Schizophyllum commune H4-8, 1634 nucleotides. Its product is annotated as acid protease. The record is from RefSeq and is a predicted model, not a curated record. Gene Ontology annotation, molecular function: aspartic-type endopeptidase activity. Gene Ontology annotation, biological process: proteolysis. NCBI's taxonomy places the organism in Eukaryota, Fungi, Basidiomycota, Agaricomycetes, Agaricales, Schizophyllaceae. The coding region runs from base 286 to 1515 and encodes 409 amino acids. The transcript is spliced from 10 exons.
UAUGAAGUGAUACCUUAUCCUGCGCUCGGACGACGCAAUGCUCGUCAUGUAGCGCACUCAAAGAUGCGAUCCACUGCUGCCAUUCACCGGAAGGCAACAUCAUGGCCACGGUGAUUUCGCGCCGAGGGCCCACAGUCCAUCUCAUGUUCAGAAGUCGCAUGACGAUGCAGAGCGCGUGCUGGGGCCGAUACCCACCUCGUAUAAAGAGCGCCCGGACCCUCUCAUCCCCUCGUCGUCGCCAAGCGUCGCCUCGCCCCUCCCACCUUCCCCUUUCCUUCUGCGACGAUGCGCCUCAACGCCUCUUUCGUUCCGCUCUUCCUGGCCGUGGUGGUCGCAACGAAGCCCAUCCUCGUCGACCGCUCGCCGAUCACGUUCCCGCUCAUCAAGAAGCUGAACGUGACGAGCGGCCACAACCUGGUCAACGCGGGCCGGCAGCGCGUGCAGAAGCUCAAGGCGCAGGCUCUCAAGAAGGAGGGCAAGCAGGUCGACGAGUCGCUCAUCGACGAGCCCGUCACGAACGAGGCCGUCAUCUACAGCGCCGACAUCGGCGUUGGCGCGGACGCGACUUCUUACAGCCUCAUCGUCGACACUGGCAGCUCAAACACCUGGGUUGGUGCGGGCAAGGAGUACGCGAACUCUUCGACUUCGAAGGAUACUGGUUCUGGCGUGUCUGUGAGCUACGGCUCGGGCUUCUUCUCUGGCGAAGAGUACACCGACCAGGUUACCAUCACCGACGAGCUCGUCCUCGACUCCCAGUCCAUCGGUGUCGCCUCCACUGCGAGCGGCUUCAAUGGCUAUGACGGCAUUCUCGGCAUCGGGCCCACGACGCUCACUCAAGGCACUCUCGAGAGCUCCAACGAGGAGAUCCCGACUGUCGUCGACACCGCCUUCGAGCAAGGCCUCAUCGAAGACAAGAUCAUCAGCGUCUACUUCCAGCCCACCACCCAGGAGGAGGACCAGAACGGUCAGCUCACCUGGGGCGGCAUCGACGACUCGAAGCACACCGGCGACAUCAAAUAUGUCCCUGUGACUUCGCAGUCUCCGGCCGGCAGCUACUGGGGCAUUGACCAGUCGAUCACCUACGGCGACAGCGUCACCAUCCUCGACACCAACGCUGGUAUCACCGACACCGGCACGACCCUUCUCUACAUUGCCUCCGACGCCUUCGAGGCCUACGCCAACGCCACCGGCGGCCAGCCCGACAACAGCGUCGGCCUCCUCAGCAUCACCGACGACCAGUUCGCCUCCCUCCAAAGCCUGUUCUUCAAGAUCGGCGACGACACCUGGGAGUUCACCGCCAACGCCCAGAUUUGGCCGCGUGCUCUGAACAGCGCCAUCGGUGGCUCGGACGACGCCAUCUACCUCAUCGUCGCCGACAUUGGGACCCCGUCCGGCCAAGGCCUCGACUUCAUCAACGGCUACGCGUUCCUCGAGCGCUUCUAUACCGUCUACGACAGCAGCAAGAACCAGAUUGGUUUCGCUACGACGGAGUACACCAAUGCUGAGACCAACUAAGUUGAGGGGGACGAAGAUGUGAAUAGAAUGGUAGAGCGAUACCUAUACUUCUCUACGAACUCUUGAUAAAUUACGGAACUGUAUCUUGUGUCUACCAAUGGAUCUGUUGUGUGUUCCUA